GUCGUCCCUCUCGCCUCUGCGGACGGGGCAGCAUGUCCGAAGCGGAGCAGCAGUUGGCGGCCGCCGCCGGCGCCACCCAGAACGGGCACGAAGCGGCCGAGAGCGCCGGAGAGCAGCAGGCCGAAACCGGCGGGGCUCCGGCGGCGGCGGCGGCGGGCGCAGCAGCAGCGGCGGUGGCGACGGCGGGAACGGCGGCUGCGGGAGCCGGACCGGCGGCGGGAACAGCGGGGGCGGCCGCCAGCCAGAACGGAGCCGAAGGCGACCAGAUCAACGCCAGCAAGAACGAGGAGGACGCGGGGAAGAUGUUUGUUGGCGGCCUCAGUUGGGAUACAAGCAAAAAAGACUUGAAAGAUUACUUCACCAAAUUUGGUGAGGUAACCGACUGUACGAUAAAGAUGGACCCUAACACAGGAAGAUCCAGAGGCUUUGGAUUUAUUCUCUUCAAAGAACCUGGGAGUGUUGAAAAGGUUCUGGAACAGAAAGAACACAGGCUAGAUGGACGACUAAUUGACCCCAAGAAGGCCAUGGCAAUGAAAAAAGAUCCAGUGAAGAAAAUAUUUGUUGGUGGACUUAACCCUGAAGCCACAGAAGAGAAAAUCAGGGAAUACUUCGGAGAGUUUGGAGAGAUUGAAGCAAUUGAACUUCCAAUGGAUCCAAAGACCAACAAAAGGAGGGGGUUUGUGUUCAUCACUUUCAAGGAAGAGGAUCCAGUGAAGAAGGUUUUGGAGAAGAAAUUCCAUAACGUCAGUGGAAGCAAGUGCGAGAUUAAGGUAGCACAGCCAAAAGAAGUAUACCAGCAGCAACAGUUCAGUAGUGGUGGAGGAAGAGGUAGCUAUGGAGGAAGAGGCAGAGGUGGAAGAGGCGGUGCUCAAAGUCAAAAUUGGAAUCAAGGUUAUGGCAAUUACUGGAACCAGGGUUAUGGGAAUCAAGGAUACGGCUAUCAGCAAGGUUAUGGUGGCUAUGGAGGCUAUGAUUAUUCAGGAUAUGGGUAUUAUGGAUAUGGACCAGGCUAUGAUUACAGUCAAGGCAGUGCAAAUUAUGGGAAGACACCAAGACGUGGUGGUCAUCAGAAUAACUACAAGCCAUAUUGAUCAAACUUAUUCAGGCCUGGCAGUGGUCACAGUUGAUGCCUACAAGCACUGGAUAUUCCACAAGUUGAAGACGGAAUACUGACUUGUUUACCUGAAGAUAAUAGGACUUCGGGGUAUUUCCUCAGAGAAAAUAUAAAUUUUAAUAUAAUUUCAUAAGCUUUGGAGGUUAGCUUGUCUUGUAGCUUCAGUGAUAUCAAACUUCUUCAAGUAGGAGCUAGAUAGAAAGCUGUUUAGUUUUUGCCAGCAUAUGUAAAACAAGACUUUUCUAUCUGCAUUGUAGAUUGUUUGUGGACACUUCCAGAUUCUUGUGCUUUCUGCAGUCAUUCUGGGGACUGAACUCUCAUUGAUAUCAGUAGAGGUUCCAUGAACAGGACACAUGCAGGAUUUUGAGCGUAGAAGCCCACAGUGUGGUUUGGAGUAGUGAAUUGCUUUUAGUUUGAAGAUGACUGGGGGAGAUGGGAAGAACAACUGUACAUUAAGGGAACAAUUACAGAUCUUCUUCCCGGUGACAUCAAUGAGAGAUUUGCCUUCAACCUUCCACAGAAGAAGAUUUUUUAGCUUUAAUUUGGGACAGUAAAGGGGUUUUUCAAAAGCACUAAAAGCCAGUGGGAGCUUGUUCAGCUGCUCCUUAUGCCUUUAAAAACCCCUACACCAAAAGUGAUAGCUAACAACAUGAAAUGGAAGUAAAUAAAAUGCAUUUUCAUUGCUGUUUUGAGUUACAUAAUUCUUGUUUCUUGAUUUGUUAGUUCAUCUGAAUUUACACGGAUUUAAUCUGUAUGGUGACCAAGAAAAUGGUCAGUAACUGGUAAAGAUGCAAAGUAUAGCCACAAAGCAAGCAAUGUGUAGGUGUAGACCCUAAGCAGCUAACAAAGACAGGUAACAAAAGUUCACUGCCUACAGCCGUAAGUCUUCUGUGUCCACAUCCACCAAGCUAGAUGGCCAUUUCAGCAUUUACCAGCAGAUAACAAAUGCUCCCAGCUGAUAAGCUCGAGGACAACUAGGACCCAGUGACAGAUAGGAACUCACAGACAUCAGUCAAACCUCAACCCUACCUGCGUGGAGCACUGAGCACGUUCCUCCCGUUCUUCAGAAUAUCAGAGCAAGAACUACCUUAGCGCUAGGUCAGCUUGUGCAGGGCAGAUUGCCCCUGGACGGUCGCAUCCCUCUCAAGUCCUCUCUGGCAGUAGCUGCCAUAAGAAACGCAGUGGAAGAAGGAUCUAACAGAGGGUUCAGAUCUACUCAAAUACACCAAAAAUGACUCCCUUCUGUAUUCUCUAAGAUCAAGGCCACAAAGAGCCCUUAAAUCAUCUGGUUUGAUAUCGUGGUCAGGCUCUUAAUUUCACCUAAGACUCCUACGCAGAGCCUAGCAACUUGUAUUGGGCUAAAGCAUUUCUUCCAGAAAUUUAUCUGUUAAAUCAAAAAGGCAUUAAAGUGAUGGGGAUUACAUCACUGGUCUGGUUAGGAUUAACCAGUCUCACCAUUAAAAAUCCAUGGCUUACUUUAUUUGAUUUUGUGUAGUUUCCGCUUCCACCCGUUGGAUGGAUAUUUGUACAUCUUUCUCUGUUCAAUUUAAGAACUUGUUAAUAUAAAGCAUCUCCUCCCUGUAAAAGAAUCUGAUUGCCUCUUGAUCUUCAUUGUAAGCUGUACAGACUUAGCUGUAAGCCAUUUUCUUCCUCCUGAGAUAAUUUUUUUAUGGCUUUUUACUGCACAAUCUCUUACUUUUUUCAACAUCUUAAAAAAUGUGAACAGUGGAAUAGUUUGCAAAUUUUUAAUUGAUCUCAAUGCCAUAUGCAGAUAUCAAAAUCAUAAUGCUCCUUUUAUUUGUUACCCUACUCUGCAUGGGAUGUGCCUGAGAUGAGGUAAUUUAAAGAAAGAGACCAAAAAAGGGGAGAGAAGGAGGAGGACAGGAGGACUGUGCAGAGUUACAGAGUUUACAAUUAAAACCAUGUAAACCAAGAAAAAUCAAAUGCAAGUGAACCCUACAAACCAAGACAAUUAAACACUCCAAGCUCCCACGUUUUGGGAACCCCAACAGCAACAUGGUGUGCUCUGUUGUUUUAAGAAAAGACUUCAGCAGAGCCCUCCCUGUCCUGCAACUCUCUACACUAAAAGUAUUACUAGGUUUUUGUGUUUUGAAAUUCUGCAGUGGCGGUUUCUUGGGGAAUUUGGGUUCCACAGUAACAAAGCGCUUGCACAUCUUCAGCCACAAACCCCAGAACAGGACCCAGAGGUGCUUCCUCUUGAGAAAAAAAAAGAAAAAGCUUUUCUUGAUAGUAGUGGACAUAACCACAGGUAGUGAAGGUUGUUCUGUUUAGCCAAAGAAUUGCUAUUUCCAUCAUAUCAACAGCAGGUAGCAAUGAAUGGAGCUUGGCUUUGUUUCCUCUGCAAGUUUUAAGUCCUCCUCUUGGUUGACCAGAUGGUAUACAGCAGCUUCUUUCAUUCUAGGGCUGCAUCCUUUUUUUCUUCUUUGUUUUCAGCCAGUUUUUUUCACCCUUUUAAUGUGCAUGUGCAAUGCAAAUACAGAGUUGAGAGCCAAAUUAGGAUAGGGAUUUCUCCCUCCUUCAUGCGAUCAGGCACACUAGGCAACACGCUGUCUCAGUACUGUUAGUUCACACAGCAACAUUAGUAGUGAGUACUGUUCAUUCCCAGCUACUGUCAUUGGUACCUUUAUCAAAUCCUGAUGUUAUCAUGCGUAUCGUACGGGUUUGGGAGCUUUACAGUAUUUUCAGAGUCCAUAAAUGACAAAAUCCAGUAUAAAAAAAGGUCAAUAUAUUACUGUUGAAAGGUUUUUUUUUUCCUUUUUUUAUACAAAAAUUAAAAAGAUCAAAAUAUAUCACAUUAUUUACAUAUUGUGCUUCAUGCUUAGAGAUCACUGAAAAAGAACACACAGACAAACAUUUUAAUCAAAGAGAAAUGAUCCAUUCAUUACACUUACUAAUCUUACUGUUAAUAUUAUGAUUGGCAUUCAGAUUUCUCUUAACAUUGACAGUACAUCCAAACGACUUACCACAGAAUUAAAAACUUUUAUAUGCUAAGGGCGUGCUCACAUUCUAACCGAGGAUUUGCAACCAGUUAGUAACAUGCUUGCUAUUAACUCAAACUGUGUCCACAUACCACAUGUUUGAAACUGGGUUAGUAAUUCCACUCAGCUUCAGUGUCACACCCUUGUCGGAGAAUGAGGUUACAGCAUCCUCCUACAAGUCUGGAUCAAAUCCUUAUUUUUCAGAGGGGACACAUCUCUCCUCAUUCUCCCGGGCUGCCUUUAGCGCUUACAACCCCUGGCUGUUCUGGGUGCAUGAGACAGUACGAAUUACCUGACCACCUGCACCCAGAUUUACUGAUUCGAGCACCGAAGCAGCGUAGUGGUUGUGGGUUAUAAUUACAAUGGCAAAAAAGUCUUUGGAAAUAAAUGUUUUGUAACUGCCACAAAGAGGUAACCCACUUAAGAGUCUCAGCUAGAGGAUAGGGGCUGAGUAAGUCACACGAGCACUUUUUGCAGAGUGGUGCAGUCUUUGCAUGAGCGGUUCCUAAACUGCCUGGGCUAUAAUAAAAGCCUAGCCUAAGCAAGCCUGAAAAGAGGCAUUGCUACCGACAGUAUUAGCAAGAAUGAUUUUUCAUGCUUUGCAAGUUUUUGGAGCGGUGUUCCUAGCACCAGUCUACAGCUGUGGGGAACAAGACAUGAAGCUAGAUGGAAUCCUGCUCUCCCAAGGCAUGACGUUAUGUCUGCCAGGCAUAUAACCUGUUGCUUAAAGGAUGUGCAGCAGUGCAAACAGUCACCAUGCAGCAAACAAAAUUACUCAGGACCUGCUCAAGCAUAUACAAUUAUUAU
Molecule: messenger RNA, 4920 nt
Organism: Gavia stellata (red-throated loon)
Lineage: Eukaryota; Metazoa; Chordata; Aves; Gaviiformes; Gaviidae
Gene: HNRNPAB
Product: heterogeneous nuclear ribonucleoprotein A/B
Exons: 8
Coding region: 33-1091 (352 amino acids)
Biological process (GO): regulation of gene expression
Cellular component (GO): nucleoplasm
Molecular function (GO): RNA binding
Source: RefSeq, a predicted model, not a curated record